GUUCAUAAUCAGCCACAUUUCGUUGAAAAUAGCAUGUAACUUUCAGGUAACGGACGGCGACGAGGCACCUGAGCUGUGGUCGGAUGAGCAGGAGGGCUGGGCAACCGGUCAAGGAUGGAAUCUCGAGGAUGGACCCGGCGAGCUGCUUCACAGGCUGGCGUUGUUCCAGGUCAUCGGCAUUAGAAUGGAUCAGCGCGAGUCCUUCUUGCGGUGGUACAAGAACUCGCAGAUUAUGACUGUCGAGGGCAUUACCGCUCAAGACCUGAAGAUGCCAUGCGCCUUCACGACUAUGUUUGAUGCGGGGAUACAAGAGCGCCUCACGCAGGUAGGCAUGUCGCUUUUCGACGUGAAGAAGGUGGAGAAGGCGAUGGAGGAGGCGGCGAAGGCGGCGAAGGAGGCAGCGAAGCUGCUCGAGGCACCCAAAUCACGAAAGUCGGGCUCGUUGCCAACACCAGGCGGCCCCUCCCUCGGGUCGUCCUCUGCUAACCAGCGGCAGGGAAAACGUACCAGCGAGAAGGUGACCAAGAAGAUUGAGAGCGUGUACGGGCAGGCUGUGUUGGCGAGCCGGGAGGCCUUCAAGAGCCUGGAGCCCUCGGUGAUGGAGGCAAACGACUUGAAGAUCAUCAAAGACAUGGGGGAGCACAUCCGGUGCCUGCUGGGCGUGGGACAAGGUGCGCCCAUGGAGACAGUGAAGGCCAGGCUGCGGCAGGCGGUGCAAGUGAAGGCUAAGAACAUGCGCCGAUGCAGCAAGCCAAGUGAGUUUUGCAAGGGAAAUCAAGGGGCAUAUGUCCUACCUUUAAGCGGGUUUUACCUUUCAUGACACACACGCCUUAUUGCGGCCUGUUUUACGUUGUUACACGUUGUUUCCCCGCCCUUGCCGAACCCAUGUCUCCUUCCAUCCCUCCCGUUAUAGAAGACGUGAACCUGGACACGGUCGAUGAGGAGGAAGGCCUGCAGCCGGCAUCACCAUCAGCACCGGGUGAGGAGGAGGAGCCAGCCACGCCCGAGGUGCCCAAGCCGUACAUGUGGGCUAAGCUGCCUGGAGGGGACACGGAGAAGUACGCUGCGGCUGACAACCACCUCGACUGGCUGGCGGACUUCGACAUAGGGGACAACGCAGGGUGCAUCCUUGUGGGAAGCCUGGACAAGGACGAGUUGGUUCCGGUAACACUUGGCUGCGGCCUGCUGCUGGACCCACUGGACGCCAAGACCGACCCGGCGGCUACCGUUGACGUCCUGGUCUUUGGCAUCAACACUAACGUCAAGCGCACCAAGAACGCUUACAUGCCGUCCAGUGUGGGCGGCAAGACUAGCACCUUUGCGCUGGAGGAGAAGGACAAAGACGGCAAGCUGGUACGCAAGCUUGCAAGGUCCCAGACGGUCAAGUGGCCUGUCAUGGGCAUCCUGCCCACAUUCAAUGGUAGCACCGGCAUAACGGUGUCCAUGACUUUCUACGGGACUCGCGAGAAGGACAUCGCCACCAUCAAGACGUGCCUAGCGCAGAAGCGGCAGGCACGCGCUGUUGAGGGGAAGUAGUAGAAUGCGUAGGCUUGUGUGGCGUACAGCGUCCUUGGUUUUACCCCUUUACUCCCUGGACGGAUGGCCACAUAGUGAGGAUCAUAAUACGACUCUGAGAUGCACAAAGGAAGCACACCGGUGCAUGGCAUGGGGAAGGCAUCUGGACCAACGAGACAGCGUAUUGCCUGUUGUGACCAUGUGCGUCGCAGAUGGAUGCUUUGCGUUAAACAGACUGUACCUAUGUGUUUCACAUCAUGCCGUCGAAAUGACAAUUCGGCCCAGGUGCAUAGGGCAUAGCGUGGGGGAGCGUGUUGUGUUCAGUUGCAUUACCGCAUAGCAUUACGUUAGGACACCCGUUUUUACCAACACACAUGUUGCUUCAUGUUGGAGACUCAGUAAUUGGCUUUGGAGUUGCUUGGUGGCAGAGUGAAGGAGCUAACCUGUCAUACGGCAUAUAUAUUCCUCUACUUGUUUUGGAUGUUAACUGGGCAGGCCCUCAUCUGGGGCGUAGUGCCAACACCUGAAGAAUGACGAAAUCAAAGAAGAGCAUAAGAGCCCUAACUUCUUGCUUGUUGUGAAUGAAUGGUUGACAGUUACAAUAGUUCGUGUUGUGUCCUUCUGUCAUGGUGCUGCCAAGCAGCAUUCAACCGUCAACUGGGCUCCUCAUUGGCCCUUUUUAACCUGACGACCCCUGUUUACCUAAUCAGUCAGCACA
Molecule: messenger RNA, 2233 nt
Organism: Astrephomene gubernaculifera
Lineage: Eukaryota; Viridiplantae; Chlorophyta; Chlorophyceae; Chlamydomonadales; Astrephomenaceae
Source: the annotation of a GenBank genome assembly